CUUUCUAACACAGUUAAGUUUCAUUUUUAUUAACAAUGAGUGAAAAACAUGGCCGACGACGAACUUGCUGCGUUCAGGGAGCGCUGGAAACGAGAGUUAAAGACCAAUAAAGACCAGCUUGUGUGUGCUCUUUCGCCUCCCUGUGAUGUCCCAGGUCAGUCAGGCCACAAAGACUUGAAAAACAGGUAUUUUGAAAACCUUAAUAAUCUCAACGAGACUCACAGCCCUUCAAAACCAGAGGAAAGUUGUUGCACUGAGGAUGAAGAGGGUGAUACUGGUGGAGGAAAAGCUGCAGCAGAGAAAGAGGACCAGCCUGAGUAUGUGUCCAUUGCAUGCAGUCUGUUGGACGGGAGGACCAGUCCCCUGCUGGACAGGAUCCAGGAGGAGAGAACCAGGAGAAAGAGGCAGUAUCAUAACAUGACUGAUGUCUGCAGAGCAUCCCUGCAGCAGCAGCAGCAGCCUCAGAGGAAGAUCAAGAAAGACGAGGAGCUGUUGGAUCAAUUCAUUCAGGAUCUGAAUGAAGUCAAUGACAUUCCCUUCUUUGACGUGGAGUUGCCGUACGAGUUAGCCCUGAAGAUAUUCCAGUAUCUGAACUGUACUGAGCUGGGCCGCUGUGCACAGGUGAGCAGGGCAUGGAGAGUCCUUGCAGAGGACAGCGUUCUGUGGUUCAGGAUGUGCACGAGGGAGGGUUACCAUCAGGACGCCAGCGUGUCUGACUCCCCCUGCUGGAAGAGCACGCUGCGGGACCGCAGGAACUCGGCCAAAACUGUGCGCUCCAACUGGAAGAAUCGAGUGGGAUCCAUCAGCCAGCUGCAGUUCGAGCUGGGCAAGGUGCUGUGUGACGUCAGCUCCUGUGACAACUUUGUCUUGGCUGGGUACACGUCUGGCAAUGUGAGGCUGUGGGACACGCUGCACUGGGACUUGGCAGCCUCGUACCUGAAGAUCAACAGCCUGACAGCUAACUCUGACCCCAGGCCUUAUGUUAGUCACGUCCAGGUCAACAGCACAGUGGCUGCUGCUGCUUAUGAAGAUGGCUGUGUGGAUGUGUGGAGCACAGAGACAGGUGGAGAGCCCAUCCACCACUACCAGAUCCCCGGCAGGAUCCAGGCCCUGGCCCUGAGCCCUGACAGUCCCAUCCUGUGCUCCACCGCUGGGCCUGCCAUUAGGCUGGACCACGCCGAUGAUCGCGGCUACUGGAGGACACUCUGCCAGGCUCAGCUACCCAAGACUGUCGAGAGCCUGGUUUUGGUGCCAGGCAGAGAGCAGCGGUCCUCACUGGUGGCUCUGGCAGCAGGAGAGGCCGUGUACCUGUUGGACCCCCGGGAGGAGGAGCCACGGACGCUCCACUCAGUCUACGGUCAUCCUGUCACCUGCCUGGAUACCUCGGACUCCCACGUUGCAUUUGGAGUGAAGCGCACAGGCUGGGCCAUGCAUGAUGGAGGAAACAAGAUCCACGUCUGCAGCCUAGAGACAGGCAAACCUGUGGCUUGUGUUGGUGACUCGGUGGGAGAUUUCACUUGCAUCAACCUGAGAGACAGCCCUCCUCACCUUCUGGUGUGUGGAAACAAAGACAGGAGGGUGAGGGUGUUUGACCUACGAGCUGGCUCCUCCGUAGCGUCCCUGUACGCCCACCACCUGGGCGUCACCUCGGUGCAGGCAGACGACUGGAAGAUUGUGAGCGGCGGAGGCGAAGGAUUGGUGUGCGUGUGGGAGAUGAGGAUGGGAGCGAAGCUGUGGGAGAUGCACAACAGACAUCCUGUAAGGCAUGUACACUUCAACACCAGCACCCUCGUAACAGCCAACAUCCCGGAUGACAAGUCGCCAAGGGGGGCCUGCAUCACAGACGAUGACCUUACAGCUCACCGCAGACACAGAGGAGUCAUCUGCCAUUAUGACUUCUCUGAGGACGCGUUGUCACAGGAUCACAUCCUUCCCAUCUGCAGGUCCGACUACACUGAGUCAACCGGCUACAACUACAACAUCGGCCUGGCUGUGCCUUAUGACAGGCUGUCUGGCUCCCAUCCAUCCCACUGAUAUACAGUUUUCCAAACUGUAACUGGAGUCAGUGAGUGACUGAAGGAACAAAAAAGACUUUUACCAUUCAUCAGUUUGAUUUUCUAAACUGUAAUCUUUUAUUUAAUUUCUUUCCUUUUAUCAUGCAAGUCAAAUCAAGCUUCUUGGAAAUGUAACAUGUCAGUGUAUGUUAUCUGUAACUGCUGGUAUUUGUAAUUUACAGUGUAGAAGCUGCCUAGAUGUUGCACAGGAUCACAGACGUGUAAACCAUUACAGUAAAAUUAAUCAAUUUUUAAUCGACGAUUGGUUUUCUGGAUUUGAUUCGGUGUCGCUGUGCAUCAUCACAGU
Epinephelus fuscoguttatus (brown-marbled grouper) is the source of this 2361-nucleotide messenger RNA. RefSeq names its product F-box and WD repeat domain containing 8 (gene fbxw8). Gene Ontology annotation, cellular component: preribosome, large subunit precursor. The coding region runs from base 49 to 2034 and encodes 661 amino acids. The transcript is spliced from 11 exons. NCBI's taxonomy places the organism in Eukaryota, Metazoa, Chordata, Actinopteri, Perciformes, Serranidae. Gene Ontology annotation, molecular function: protein binding. The record is from RefSeq and is a predicted model, not a curated record.